Messenger RNA from Gasterosteus aculeatus aculeatus (three-spined stickleback), 4907 nucleotides. The record is from RefSeq and is a predicted model, not a curated record. NCBI's taxonomy places the organism in Eukaryota, Metazoa, Chordata, Actinopteri, Perciformes, Gasterosteidae.
CGCUCGUUUUAAUAUCUCCGCGCAGUUGUAGAGGCGGUGACGUCGUUGCAGCUCCGUCUGCGCGUGGUAUUUAUCAGUUGGCACUUCACUUCCUAUAGCUCUACGUUGGGUCUGCACGUUUAAAGCGUUGCAAUAAACACGUCCGUUGCAACAGCGCGGUAAUCCGCCCACACGGGGUGCCCUGUGCAUCCAAAAACAAUUACCCAUCUCUUGUGUUGCUAUAGCUUCACAUUAUAGGGGGAAAUGAACACUUUUCACCAAACCUAGUAGUCUUAGCUUCAGAAUAAACCCCAAAUUGUACUUAAAAGUACUUCAGAUCAAUCUACAUUCUAUACAUAUUCUGAAACUGGGUUGAAAUAGUGUUUUGUUCCACGUUUUGUUUUGAAAUUCCGACCGGAUACGGUUUAGUUUCGCCUCCGUCCGUGCAACCCCACAGCCCGGUGGGAGGUCGCUGAUCGUCUCACCUCUGUGUGACUCUCCGGUGUUUUGUCGGUGAACUGUCGCCACGUUUUCGUCGCCAGGCAGUCGGCACGGUGAACAGAGAAAAAGGUUGGCGCCUUUGGUGAAACUGUCGCUUAUGAUAUUUCAUGGGUGAGUAUCAUCGUUUGGUCCAGUGCUCCAGAUCCGAUCACACCGUGGAGCCCACUCUAAAAACGUACGUAGUUACAUUUUUAAUUAAACAAAUUGGAUCGAGUCUUUGUGGUUGGCUAUUUGUACCGCCUCCUCCGCUGUACUUUGAUAUCAGGCUAAAUAGUGACUGUGACGAGCAAAACGUUUUAUCCGUUUUAAACGUGUUCUCCGUUUGAUCAGACAAACUGAGGUGUAAUUGGACAGUUGUGUCCCAUCAGUUUUCUUAUAGUCGUUCACUACAAUCGCAGCUCUUUCAACAGCAACCACUUAACCUCUGACUUGUGGAUCAUUCUCUGGCCUGACUGUUAAGUCUGACUAAGCUGGUUAAACAUGAAAUUCUGCAAUUCUGGCAGGAAUUAAAGACGUAUGUUUAAACUCUAAACCUGCUGAGUGACUAUGUGUCUCGGUCUCAAAGCAGCGUGCGGUGACGUCAUGUACAGACUCCUCAGCCUCCAAGGAAGGAGGACGCCGAGCUGCCUCUCCAACCAGCGCCGCCAUGAGCACCACCAGGCCGUCAUGGCGAUCCGCCGCGAGGACGUCAACCCCUGGGAGCGGAGGGCGCCGCUGGCCCCCAAACACGUCAAAGAGCUCACCACCGCCGGCGUCAAAGUCCUGCUGCAACCGUCCAACCGCAGAGCCAUCCACGAGAAGGACUACAUGAGGGCAGGCGCUGUCCUCCAGGAGGACCUGUCGGAGGCCUCUCUGAUUCUCGGGGUGAAGAGGCCGCCGGAGGAGAAGGUCAUUCCCAGGAAGACCUACGCCUUCUUCUCCCACACCAUCAAGGCCCAGGAGCCCAACAUGGGGCUUCUGGAUGACCUGCUGAAGAAGGAGGUCCGUCUGAUUGACUACGAGAAGAUGGUCGAUGCCAACGGCUUCCGGAUCGUAGCGUUCGGUCACUGGGCCGGCAUCGCAGGAAUGAUUAACAUCUUGCACGGGUUGGGGCUUCGCUUCCUGGCGCUUGGCCACCACACCCCCUUCAUGCACAUCGGCAUGGCGCACAACUACAGGAACGUCAGCCAGGCCAUCCAGGCAGUGAGGGAUUGUGGGUACGUGGUAUCCAUGGGGCUCAUGCCCAAAUCCAUCGGCCCUGUGACGUUUUGUUUCACCGGCACCGGCAACGUGUCCAAGGGCGCCCAGGACAUCCUCAACGAGCUCCCUGUGGAGUAUGUGGAGCCUCACGAGCUGAAGGACGUCUCCGAAACGGGAGAUAUGACCAAAGUGUACGCCACCGUGCUGAGCCGCCACCACCACCUGAUGAGGAAGAGCGACGGCAUCUACGACCCCAUGGAGUACGAGGACCACCCGGAGCUUUACACCUCCCACUUCAGGACCAGCGUGGCGCCCUACACGACCUGUCUGAUCAACGGUAUUUACUGGGACCCCCAAACCCCUCGACUCCUCAGGCGACUGGACGCCCAGAAGCUGAUGCGACCCAAGCCGUCGCUCACCGCCACCGAAGGGUCGCCGGCGCUUCCCCACAAACUGCUGGCUAUCUGCGACAUAUCGGCUGACACCGGGGGCUCCAUAGACUUCAUGAACGAGUGCACCACCAUCGAUAAGCCCUUCUGCAUGUACGAUGCCGACCAGCACAUCGAUCACGACAGCGUGGAGGGCAACGGGAUCCUCAUGUGCUCCAUCGACAACCUUCCCGCUCAGCUCCCCAUCGGAGCCACGGAGUACUUCGGAGACCGGCUCUUCCCCUACCUCUGGGAGAUGCUGCCUUCGGAUGGCACCAGGGCGCUGGACGAAGAGGACUUCAGCCCGCAAGUCAGAGACGCUGUCAUCACAUCGAACGGAGUCCUCACGCCAAAGUUUGAAUACAUCGAAAAACUCAGAGAAAGAAGAGAGAAGGCGCAGAUCAUGAAGAAGUCUGGCAUGAAGCGCGUCCUGCUGCUGGGCUCCGGUUACGUCUCCGGACCUAUCGUGGAGUAUCUGACCCGCGACGAGAAGACCCAGGUCACCGUGGCGUCGGUGAUGCUGAAACAAGCAGAGGAGCUGGCAGCCAAAUAUCCAAACACCAUCCCCAUCAUGCUGGACGUGGGCAGCCAGGAGGGACACUUGGACUCUCUGAUCAAAGACCACGACCUGGUCAUCAGCAUGCUGCCCUACACUCUCCACCCUCUCAUCGCCACGCACUGCAUCCGGAGGAAGGUCAACAUGGUGACCGCCAGCUACCUGAGUCCAGCCAUGAAGGAGCUGCAGAGCAGUGCGGAGGAGGCCGGCGUCACCAUAGUCAACGAAAUGGGACUGGACCCGGGGAUCGAUCACAUGCUGGCCAUGGAGUGCAUCGACAAGGCCAAAGCCGACGGCUGCACCGUGGAGUCCUACAGCUCCUUCUGCGGCGGUCUUCCCGCCCCCGAAUGUUCCGACAACCCUCUCCGCUACAAGUUCAGCUGGAGCCCGUACGGCGUCCUGCUCAACACCAUCAGCCCCGCCGUCUUCCUCCGGGACAACCAGGUGGUGAGCAUCCCGGCUGGCGGCGCCCUGAUGGAGUCGAGCACGCCGAUGGAUUUCUUCCCCGGUUUCAACCUGGAAGGAUUUCCAAACCGCGACAGCACCAAGUACGCCGAGUCCUACGGCAUCCAGACGGCACACACGCUGAUCAGAGGAACGCUGCGCUUCAAGGGCUUCUCGAAGGCCAUGAGCGGGUUUGUCAAACUGGGUCUGAUCAACAGCGAGGCCUGUCCCAUCCUGAAGCCCACUUCGGCCCCCGUCUCCUGGAAAGCGCUGCUCUGUAAGCAGAUGGGAUUGUCCUCUUCUAUUUCCCACGAUGACUUUGAAGAAGCUGUGUUUGAACGCAUCGGGAAGGACGACUUUGUGAUGGACACCCUGAGAUGGUUCGGGAUGCUGAGUGACGAGUCGGUGGUUCAAGCCGACAGCGUUCUGGCCGCUCUGGCGAAACACCUGGAGGCGAACCUUUCCUUCGACAAGUCCGAGCGAGACAUGAUCAUCAUGAGGAACGACAUUGGGCUUCGCCACCCAACCGGUGAGCUGGAGACCAAACACAUCAGCCUGGCGGUGUACGGCGACCCCAGCGGCUUCUCCGCCAUGGCCAAAACCGUGGGUUACCCAGCAGCCAUUGCUGCCCGCAUGGUCCUCGAUGGCGAAAUCACCACAAAGGGACUUGUGGUUCCGAUGACGAAGGAUAUCUACGGGCCGGCGUUGGCCUGCCUGAAGGAGGAAGGCCUUCACUUCAUGUCCAAGAGCACCCUGCAGGAGUAAAAGCCGAGCCUACCGGGGGGGGGGGGGGGGCUGUCAAUAAUGUUCAAGAAACCUAAAAAAAAACACGCGCCAUCAAAUGACCUCGUCAGCGACUUUAUCCAAACCGGAUUGGCUCAAAAAGGUGAAGGGGAAAAGGUCUAAAAGAAAUAAAUAUAAUUUAGGGAAGUUUUUUGUCAGAAGCUGCAAAGGGAAGAGGUUCGGAUAAUGUUCAUUAAUCUCAGUAAAGUUAGCUUCGCGGACCGACUGGACAAACUAACGUUGGCUUGAGUGUUUUUUAAGGGUGAAUUCUGUAUUUUUGGACCGGAAGUUACCCAGUUUGUAGUAUUUAUUGUGUGCCGCCUUUAGCUAUAUUUCUUUUUUGGUGGGGAGGGGGGGUCGCCGCCUUGUAAACGGUUUGUUACAUGCUUUAAACAAAUACCCAGAGAGAAAUAUAGUACCUGAGAUAUAUUUUUAAAAGCAUGUGUGUACUUUAUAUGUGGGCCUCCAGAAGGAAGUUGGAUUUCUAUGUUUGGAUCUGAACACAAACUACACAUUUUGCGGGUUAAAGAGAAAAACACUAACAUGUUUAGUGUUUAAAGUAGAUGUUUUAUUAAACAUCUACUUUAAACAUUUUGUCCUUAAUGUUUCAGUUGACAUUCAUACUAUUCCUGAUUACAAAACUCAUUUGUGUGUAAAAACUUGCUUUGAUAAAACAUUUUGCUGUCGAAAUGUAAAAAAGUUACAUGAAUAGAACUUUUAAGGUUCUUUCUCCUUUAAUGGUUUACACACGGAGAGGCUAACUGCAAGUGGAAUUAUUUGGAUUUACACUGUAGUUUAAUUGUGAAUCUAUUUUUAAUACUACAGCUGCUUCAAUUUAUUAAUUCUAAUGAACACAGGCUCCAUACGUCCAUGACUGCACUCAAAUAAAGUGGAAUGUUUCUUUAGUACGGUAUUAUUAGUAGGAACCAGUUAUGUCAUGUUUAUUGGUUUGGCUUGGUUACUUCAAAUUGAUCAUUUGUACACAAACUGUUGAUUAAGCCAAUAAACAUUCGAUCCAACGUACAUUUUGCUCACUA